CAGUUACAUCAGCAGGUGCAGGACAAAAGCCUACAGCAUCAUGAAGGACUCCACCCAUCGAGUACAUGAACUUUUUACAGCUCUCCCAGGCAGAAGAUUGCGCCACCUACAGGCCACGACAGCUUUUACCCUGAUGACAUUAGGCAGAUCGAAUGCACCUUACAAAAUAGCCCUGACUUGGAACGCACUCUAGAAAAAUGGGGGCGAGAGCGGCUGUUUUUAAAGACUUUAUUUGACAUACAGUAUUUUAAAUCAGGGGUGUCUAAACUUUUUUCAUUAAAGGUUGUAUGGAGGAUUUUUUUUUUAGUUUCAAAUUGUCAAUGAAAGUUCAAAAUACCAUUACAGAGACGCCUUGUAAUUAUGAUGACCAAAAAAAAAAAAAAAAAAAGAAAAUUUAUCAACUGUGGACGUGUUGAGGCCAGAUAAACACCAGCCAAUAGAAAACGAGGCUCCCUCAUUUUCUAUUGGCUGUUAGGUUGUCAAUCAAACUCCCUACGUUUCUAGUGUAACUGACUCGCCAGCGUCCCGUGAUUAUGUGGUUUAUGCAGCAGUUCUUAGAGGCUUUUUCAAACUGUCACUUCCUCACAAUUUGCACAGUUUAUCGCGAUGGCGGACGAGAACCCACGACCAGUUCGCCGCAAAAGAAAGUCAGUUUAUGAGGUCGCCGAAAGAAGAAGGGAAGUGGAAAAGGAGUGAAGACAAACUGAGGUGCCGACCAAGAAGGCCAAGCUGAGGGAGAGCAGGCUGCAGAUGAUGAGCAUCGAAGAAGAGGAGGAGGAGGACCCUCUGGACAAGUAUCUGAAGGAGAACCAGCGCCUCCAGCAGGCCAGUCUGCGUCUGGAGCAGGAGAACGAUAACCUGGCCCACAGGCUCAUUUCCAGUAAGGUGGCCCUGAGGAGCGCUCUGGACCAGGCAGAAGAUCAAGUCGACACGCUCUCCAAAGAACUCAUCUUCACUCAGCACAAACUUCAGACCACACAGGAGCAGAUGGGGAGCAAAGAGGAGGAAGCAGCCAUGUUAAAAGAAGUGUUCAGGAGAGAGCUGGAGAAAGCCGACCAGAGCAUCGAGAGGUCUUCGGGGAUCAUAGCGGACUACAAACAGAUCUGCUCCCAGCUGACCGAGCGUCUGGAGAGGCAGCAGGCCGCACACAGGCACGAGAUCGACUCAAUAAAGAACGCAGUGAAGUCGUGCAGCAGUUGCUCACAUGUGCUGGACACACUGGAGACCCCUGGUGGACACGAGGAGGGCGACAUGUCCAGCCCCACUACAGGGACGCGUCCUCAGGCUCCAGGGGACAGCAGCAGAGACGGCACAGAGAAGGAGUCGUUCAGGAACCAGAUCAGAGAACUGGAGCAGGAGCUGGCCCGCACCAAGCUGCAGAUGGUGGAGGCCAAGUGUAAGAUACAGGAACUGGAGCACGAAACCAGCGUUCUCAACACGAGCCUGCAGGAAGCCCGCAACAACUGGCUGAGUAAAGCCUUCACGUCCCUGCGCCCCCCCUCCUCCUCCUCCAUCCUGCCCCUGCACCUCCACACGGGGGCGCUGCACACGGGGGACAGCGCCGAGCCCAAAGAGGCACAGCACCUCUUCAGCAGGGCCGGACUGAAGGCGCCCGUGUGGAACAUGAAGAAGAUCACGUGGCCCCAUCAAAGAGAGCUCCAGCACAACCAGUGACCCCUUGACCCCGUGACCUCCGGCUGGUCCUGGGGUCGCGCAGGCCCGGGCAGAUGUGUGUAAAUAUGAGUCAGAGUAUCGGCAAGUCAUGGGAAAAUGAACAGUGGAAUGAACAGUGCUAUAUAUGGAGAUACGGUAGUGUCUUUAUUACGAAACAAAUAUCACACCACAAAUACAUUUCUUGGUCCAGAAUCAAAUAUAAAGACACAUAUCUCAAUACACUUUUGAUUUGAUACGAUAUAUUUCAAAUUGAUUCAGUAUGAUUCAUAAAAAUAACAGCUAAAUCAUGGCUGUGAUACUAAAAGUCUUUGUUAAACCACUUCUUGUGCAAAGUUCAUAUGAAACACAAACAUUUUACUCAUCAAAAAAAUCUGUGAAAAUCUCAAAUGUGCUGCAUAAACAAGUUUACUUCCUCUAAACAAACAACAAAACUGUAGUGCUAUAACAAAAUAACACAGUAAAAUACACCAAAAAAUACUCUUGGUGAUAUAUCGAUACAGCAGUGACUCAUAUCGAUAAUGCAUCAUCACAUUAAACAAUACUAUUAAUAUUUUGAUAUUUUUGCACACCCCUAAUAACAGCAUUCACAAAUAUAAUGUAUGACUUACCGAAAGGAAGGCCGCGAUGGAGGGACUAUGUCUCUGGGCUGGCCUGGGAACACCUUGGGGUCCCCCUGGAGGAGCUGGCGGAAGUGUCUGGGGUGAAGGAAGUCUGGGAGUCCCUGCUUAGACUGCUGCUCCCACAAUCCAGGCCCCGGAUAAACAGAAGAAAAUGUAUGGAUGAAUGGACUUACAAACAGGACACAGUGUUUGAAAGUCUUUAGUAAUACAUUAUGACUUGGUUAUUGUCAUUCUGGUAACAACAAACUUAUAACAGGGGCUGUAGUCUUAAAUUGAUAAACAAAAUCGGUAACUCCUUUGAACAGCCAUGGAUGUAUAAAACUAUGAAGCAGUUAAACCCAGCUAGACCUGGACUUAGAUGAACUUUAUUGAUCCAUAAGGGAAAUGAUUUAAUUAAAUUGGUUAAUGGUCAAUGCAAAGUCAAAAUGACAGGACCUGAAAGAUAAUUUUCCCUUUUAAAUUCAGUCACGAAUAAAGGACUUUAAACAUGUUAAAUUACAAGGAGAUAAACAACCUUCCUCUGCCUUUCUCGCCACUCAACCUGAAAAUUAUCUGGAACCUAUGAAGCAAUUUACUACUACUACUACUACUCUGCACAGUAGUAGCGCAAUGUGCUAGAACUUCAGCAGACGUGAUUGACUGUUAAAAAAAACCCAAAAAAAAACAACAAACUCAAAUCGAACGCUGUCAGGAAGGUCUCAAAAACCCACAAACAGGGUACAGUGGUUUGUAAAUGCAGGUUAAACAUUUGCAAAUAAAUGUAACUGCACUGACAUUUGUGGAUCGCGUAACAUUUUCUUUUGAGUCGAGAAAUACUUUUUGUGAAUGUUGUUCCAUUUACUUAAACUUUGACUUACUCAGACAAACUUUAUUGAUCCACAAGGGAAAUUAUUUGGACACAGCAGCUCUCACAUCACAAUAAUCAUAUAAUAUAACAACAAAGAGUAAAAAUGUAAAUGGUACAACAAAGAUAUGAUGAUUAACAGAACGUUAUCUGUUACAUAAGGGUGUUGUACAGUUGUAGGGAGUAUUAUCUGUUACAUGUACAGUUAAUUAGUUAUUUGUAAGUCAUGAACUAUAUUUGUGAAUGUUGUUAUAUUUGUUUUUGGACCAAGAAAAGAGGCAUGAUAUUUAUUUGAUUGUAAAGACUCUAAACCAUAGUUCUAGGAUCAACUGAAUGAACAACAUGAUGUAAGGCAAGCUAUGUAAAUAAGUGUGUGUUAAUGAUACUUCGUAAUGUUUGGAGGUUCCAUUGUACUUUAAAGUUAUGCGGGUUGUUACAAAAUUAAACACAUUUUGUAGUU
Messenger RNA from Boleophthalmus pectinirostris (great blue-spotted mudskipper), 3598 nucleotides. Its product is annotated as rab GTPase-activating protein 1-like. The coding region runs from base 751 to 1674 and encodes 307 amino acids. The transcript has 8 exons. NCBI's taxonomy places the organism in Eukaryota, Metazoa, Chordata, Actinopteri, Gobiiformes, Gobiidae. The record is from RefSeq and is a predicted model, not a curated record.